Messenger RNA from Dermacentor andersoni, 8651 nucleotides. RefSeq names its product palmitoyltransferase ZDHHC3. Gene Ontology annotation, molecular function: palmitoyltransferase activity. The record is from RefSeq and is a predicted model, not a curated record. Lineage: Eukaryota; Metazoa; Arthropoda; Arachnida; Ixodida; Ixodidae.
CAUGGGCGGUUCGGCUGAAACGGGCAGUAGCGGCUGGUGAAUUCUUGUUUGCGAGCCUGAUUUUGGCAAUUUUCCUUGACGAACUCUUAUUCGAGGACUGUGAAUAAUGGUAUGGCAAUGCGAAUAGAUUGUCCAUUGCGACGUAGCCACCGUGUGGCACAGGCAGGACCUGUGCUGCCAAUGGCCAUGCAGGACCGUGUGUCACCAGCAACAGACGAUAGAGUACACUGCUGUGGUCGGCGGUUUUGGUUUGUGCGGGACAUCUGUGGCAUCAUCUGUGCUGUCAUGACAUGGCUGUUGGUGCUGUAUGCCCAGUAUGUGGUGGUAGGCGUUAUACUCUUGCCAUCACUCUACACCUACUAUGGUGCCUUUCACUUACUGCUCUUUGAGCUGCUGGCCUUUCUGGCUGUCUUCUCGCACGUACGCACCAUGGUGACAGACCCAGGUGCAGUGCCUCGGGGCACAGCCACGCGUGAGGCUGUGGAGCAACUUGGCCUGAGGGAGGGUCGGCUAGUUUACAAGUGUCCCAAGUGCAGCUGCCUCAAGCCCGAGCGGGCUCACCAUUGCAGUGUGUGCCAGCGGUGCAUCCGCAAGAUGGACCAUCACUGCCCUUGGGUCAACAACUGCAUUGGCGAGAACAACCAGAAGUUCUUCGUCCUCUUCACUUUGUACAUAGCAGUGAUCUCCUGCCAUGCAUUUUUCCUGGCGGUCAACCAUUUUGUUGGGUGCAUCAACAGCGAAUGGAGCACCCGUGGGAUUCCUCAUGCUUCAACAGGAUGCUCAGCUGGCUCCCCAGCGGUCACGGUCAUCCUGCUCAUCUUGCUCAUCUUCGAGGCACUGCUGUUUGCGAUUUUCACCCUGGUCAUGUUUGCCUCCCAGCUGCAAGCCAUCUGGAAUGAUGAGACGGGCAUAGAGCAGCUGAAGAAGGAAGUGGCCAGAUGGCAGAAACGCUCUCCGUGGCGGAGCAUGCGGGCUGUCUUUGGGCGCUUCUCUCUUUCCUGGUUCUCUCCCUUCACAUCUGCUGGAGACGCACCUCUGCUCCCAGGUUACCUGUAUGCUGUAUAGCACCAUUGCCAGAAGUGACGUGAAUGCAAACGUGGUGAACAUCGCACACCUUCCUUAUGAACCCAGUGCUGCUAUUCAAGAUUAGGUCAUACCUGGUGUCUUGCAAGACAUGCAUCUAAGUCCUUUUGUGGAAGAAACUUGAUGCAGGACAACCAUCCAUUCCUUGUGAAAGCACGUUAAUCCACUGAGAAACAAAAAUGUUGUGCGGGGACAUACUGGGAGCCACACCAGGUGCCACUCAUAGGAGGCAUUUUUACAGUGGCGCACCAUGAUGAGUCGGCUUGCCUUUUCGCUUGCCUGAGUGGUUGAAAUACUUGUGGUUAUGUGGAAGCUGAAGGAAGCCGGAAUACAAGUGUGCAUUUUAAGGUGAAUGAGAAGUGGCAGAAACGGUGUUUAUGUGCCCCCAACUAAUGUUGUACACUAUUGGAGGUUUGUGUAUGUGUAGAAUUGUACAUGAACUGCUGGACUUGUAAGCUGUGAAACAGUAACACACUUGGUGUCAGUCGAUGUUAGUCUUUUUACUACAAGAUGUUUUAUGAUACCAUCUGAUCGUCUGCUUCUUCCUUUAAGCCUGGGGCGGUAUUCUCAGAGAUCACUUUCGGGGAUACUGUCACUUUCGUGAGGUGUUGCACUGGACUCCAAGAAUGGUGUUGUCUUUAUACACUGGCAUACCUGGUGGUAGUCGCACAAAAUCUUAUGAAAGUGAAAGCAUCUCCACAAAUGAUCUCUGAGAAUACCGCCCCUGAACAGCUUAGAUUUUUAAGCGGUAGGUCUUAAAGUAAACUAAAGGCUGCAGUAGAAAUCUUGUGAGAUUUAAGAACAAAUAUUGUAGCAGUUUGAUAGUACUCAUAGUAUUGACUUAAGAUUGCCUUUUUGAAAACUGAGCUGCUACUAAAUAGAAGAGCUUUUUUUCAUAUCCUUUGUGUUCCACAUUUCAAAAAGUCAGAAUUAUUCAUGAAGUUCGUUUACAGAAGCCUGCUUUAUAAAAAGCAGAAAUCAUGUAGAGUGAUUUGAAAUAUUCAUGGUGAUAUAGUUGUGGUGUAAAAAUGAAGUGAAUACAAGGAGCAUACCUGAAUGUGGCUUAGGAACUUGAUGUUUUAAACUUGUUUAUAGACAACCAUUGAUAUCUGUUCACUUGCUCGUGUUACCUUGUGCUGUGUUGAAUGUCUGUAUGAUAUUGUUUAUAUGGACUAAUGCCACGAUGGAGCACUUUUGCCAGGCUAAAGUAGUAGCAGCAUAAAAACGCACAAAGUGUCUUUGGAGGUCUGCUUUUUAACUGAUAAAAGUGCAAAUUAUUGAAAGCUAUUUUAUGUGAAUGCAAAGAAAUGUAUAUGACCCAAGGAUUCUUAAGGUAGUAGAACCUAUAUUUUGUAAACCUGUGCAUAUGUAAUAAUGCUCUUUAUUUGCAUAUUGGCACAGUGUCAGAAUGCAUGAAAUCACGAAUGAAGUAGCAUGCUUUCCAUGCCACUUGUACAGCAAAAUUGAUAGUUUGCCAUGGGUACGACGUUACCAUUUGAAUGUUGUGUAAUGUGUGUACUUGCUCUGCACAUUUACUGCGAAAAUUUUUCAGCAUCAUUGUACUUGAACACACUGUCUGUGCAUGUUGUUUAAAAAGUGCAUUAUUUAUUGUUCAAAUCUGGUCAUCAUAUACAUAUGCAAUACUAUCAGGGCGCUAAACUCUCUUGGCUGUCAAGGUGAAAAUUUUUUUUUUUUGCUUGUGUAGGCAUCAGAAGACACAUGCCGCCAUUCUGUGAUGGCAUUUGCAUGCACUUCUUCAACGACCUGUUAAACAUGCUUGCGAAUGUUUCUUUUAAAGCAAUUUAUAAAUUGCCUUAAGUUGUGUGGAACAUUUUUGUGCAUGCUUGGAAAAAAAAAUGCCGCUUAGGUAGGGAUAAAUGUUGUCUGAUCCAAACCCUAACCAUAGUGCUUUGUUGUAUUGACAUGUUGCUAGCAUAUCUAGCCCCUGUUGGGAGUUAUAGUCAUAUUAAAUAUACAAGACUGUGCUAGUUGCUGAAGACCAACAGAGGGGACAAACUUGAGAAUAGGUAUUUUUUUGUUUUUUGUUUGCUGAGAAGCAUUUCCAUGUCACUGCUUGACAUUGUUAGCUUGCUUGUAUGGUUUUUUCUUGUAGCCGUUUUUGCUCCUUUCGCAUCCUUUAGACUUGUGAUCCUCUGAUUGGUCUUGAAUGGUCACUGUACUUUUAUAAAUUGUUUUGCCUACAUGAUUACAGUCUCUAAGGAACAUUGUUUUUGUUGCGAUAGCAAUUAUAUAGACACUCCAGGCACAUUUCUGCCACUGGCAUCACCGUAAAGGUGAUAAAAUCGUCACUGCACACCAUAUGCUGUAUGUGUGAGUGAAAGCGUGCAAGGGUGAGCCUGCAAUCGCGGCUCAAUCUGGUGCGUGCGCAGGAAGAAAGCGGGGGGCAAAUGUGCUGUCUUCCGUUGCGCAGAAGGUCGUAGGGGAUGGGAGGGGCGCGGCGGCGUUUUGCUCCGGCAGCAACUGUGCAUUUCGCAACCGGGUGCAAGGGGAACUGACGAUGGCAGCUCAAUCUCGUGCGCCAUAUGUAGAGGAAAGUGGGCAGGCAGCACGGGAGAGAAGCGAGCGGCUUCAACACCGCCAACAAAUGCAUACUUCGCACGACCACACAUACUCUAUCUUGAAUCUUGAAAGUCGUGCGUGCCGUAUCAUGAAAGAGAUCUGCAGAUGGCGCAUACCAUUGCGCGUGCUGUUUUCUCACUGCUCUUGCGUUGAAGCGAUAGACUGCAUGAAGUUCACUUCGCUCGCUGCUGCUGCCGUGCUUGCUCACACCAGCGUUUUGACAGCGAGUGUGCAUGCUCAUCUAGUGAUGUGUUCAUGUUUGCUUCUGUGCGCUGAAACCAUCUUUGUUAAUUUAGUUAGUAAGUGAAUGUUUCGAAGUUUAUACGGCUGGUAAAACUAUCAUCCUUACUUCGUACAGCUGUCUAUACUAAUUUGCUAUCGCAAUCGUUGCUUUGCUUUUCUGCCGGAACUGCUAAUAUUUUAUUGUAAAAGUGUCAUGAUUUUAUUGGGUGUCUUUUCAGUUGGCAGGAAGGCAUUGCUUGAAACUGGUAUGUGCUGUUUACAUGCUCUUAGCUAAUUUAACUGCACUGCAUACCUUCUGAUCUUUGGUUGUAAUCCCAUAUACUAAUGAGCUACCUUCCCCUCUCAUAUGAAUUUCUAUGUGGCCUGAAAGUGCUGUUGUUUUUGUUGCUUAUGGUGGUGCUGCUCCUGACACUUCAAAAACAAACAGAUGUGCUUUUGUGCGUAAAAAUGAAAUUCAACACUCUAGGACAGAGACAGGGGAGGGGGGUGACUUCCUUUUGAAUAGUCAUGCACUUACUGCUUCCGGGCCAUGGUCACAUAAUCCUGAUGUGACAUGACUAAAACUAACAUGACAAAAAAUAAUGGAUGGCACUCAAGUGCUUCUUUAAACGCUUUCCACCAGGUUUUACAAGCCCUGUGCGUAGAUCAUGCAGUGACAUGUCUGCAAAAUAUGACACCUAUGUACACCAUGAAAACAGUUGAAGAAACAGAAGCUUGUAUGCCCUUAUUCUCGUAGUAGCCGGUCUCCUAGGCAGUAAGAGUUGAUCAUCAGAUCAACUGCCUUGUCUACUAAGUCACAGAAUCCUGCCUGCCUGUAGCACCACAUAGUUAGCAGCAAUGCAAUACUCUAGCCACUGUGGCGAAAUCAGUGCUGGAAAUGCACUACUUAACCCCCCCCCCCCCAAAAAAAAAACAAAAACAAAAAAAAAAAAACACCAGUGUAAUUGAAAAAAAUAAAAUAAAAAUAAAAGAAGGCUUGCCUUGUCGCACAUAAUGUGGGCUUUCAGUUCCGUCGUAGGAGAAUGCAAGGGAAAACUAUUGGUUGUGGAUGCAGGUCACGGCAAUAGGAGAGAGCCUGUACUGUAGGUAGGGUAGUUUACUUCCUCACACCAUGGCAUCACAAGAUUUCCUUUGCUUCUGUCUCCACUACUACUAAAGCCUUUUUUUUUUUAAUUCUUGCAGUAGAACGUUUUUUAGGGCAGGUUUGUAGAAGUUUCAGUGUGUAAGCACAAUUUCUGAUGGGGCCUUGUGAGGGGCCAUUUAAGGGUAGAUGCUCCUCGAAAAAUUUUUUUUAUUACUUGUACUAGAGGUUUCAAAAUUCAACCAAUUAUAGAAUUUUUCAUGCAGAUUUCAAAUAUGUCAUUACUUUUUGUGUAGCUGUUAAAGUUUUUCAGUUAUGUGAUGCACAAUGACAAAAUAUAGUCAUCUUUGUGGGCACAUUCCUACAUGCUAAAUUUUCACAAAAAGCAUCACGCUACAGCUUGUUUAGCUCUUUGUAGAUCACAAAGUGCCGGUAUCUAGCCAAACAACAUGUACAAUUACUGGAACUAUGCAAAAAUAUUAGAGCAUUUAAACUAUUUUUUUCUCGAUUCCCUGGAAUGUAACCUUGUACUUUUGCAGCUACUGCUGGGAGAUAUUGAAAUUUAAAUUAUGUAUCAGCACUGUACAUAUCUUCAAGAGUAUAUAUGCCAAAUUUUGCAGUAUAAGACAAUUACAGAUGUACAAGUUUAUUUUCAUGUGAUCGUGAAAAAAAUUAGUUGAAGUGUCCUAAUUUUUUUUUCAUAGUUGCAGUAUUUGUAGAUGCUGUUUGAAUAGAUAUUGGCACUUAGCAGUCUAUGAAGAGCUAAAUAAGCUACAGCACAAAUCUUUUUGUGAAAAUUUAUUACACAAUAAAGUGCCCACAAAAUCGCUCUAUUUUGCCAUUGUGUAGGACAGAACUCAAGAACUAUAGUGGCUACACAGAAACUAAUGACAUAUUUGAAAUUUGCUUGUAAUGCUUUAUAAGUGCGCGGAUUUUCAAAUCUCUAGUACAAAUAUUUUAACAAUGUUUUUUUUUUGACCUCCCCUUAUGUAGUUCUCUGUGUGAAGUGUCCUGCCUAAGUAACGAAGUCUGAAAUCUUAUGAUUUAUAAAUGGGAGACUUCACUACUCUUCAUGGUCAUUUUUUGAAAGUUUAUGUUAAACUUUCAUUUUCUAUUUUAUUCAGGUAACCGACUGGUAUUUUUUGUUGUUGCUGAAGUAUUGAAAACAAACAUUUUCAGUGAGAAAGAUGCAGAAUUUUAAAUCAAACACAUCAUGGAGCUUUCUGUAGAGGAGCUGUUAUUCAAAAUGAAUUUUCCCAGAGCUUGAGGACAGUUUGCAAAAUGUGGGAAUAGACAGACCUGACUGCAUCUUACAACUGCAAUUUAGGUAAAAGCCAAACACGAACCACCACACAAGUGAAGCUGUUGAAUGUUUUUAGUAUCACAAACGCAAGACAAAUGGUAACAUAAGUGCAGUUAUCAAGUACCAUUGCUUUCGCAAAUGAAAGUAAACACAGUUGAUUGAACUCCUCGUGAUGUUUGGGUCAUAUUUUAUGAUAGUAAUUGUUACUAGAAGUACAGUUUCAGGAUGCAGUACCCAUAAGUAGCCAUGUUAUUUGACCGUAAAAACUAAGGGCACCAUAACAACUUGUAGAUGUGCCACAAGAAAUGGCAUGUUUAAAUGGAAUGUUAAAGUGAACAUUUAUGCUGAAGAAUGUUAAUGAUGUACCCAUUCUUUUAUUUUUUGCUUGGGAAAAAAGUUAAUUUGGAGGCAGGUUCAUGAGGUGUUUAUAAUUAUAAUUUAUUUGUAAAAAAGUGCUCUUAAGCCCGGAAGCCUCAAAUAACACUAGCAUCCUUGUAAAAUGCUAGAAAUUUUUUCGUUAUGCAGCACUCUUGCAUGCUUGCAUCUGGCUAUGUCCUGUUGCAUUAUGCAUUAAAUUAUACAUCAAUAUUGUGUUUCCUUACAGCAGCAGUUCGAAGCUUGGCUCUACUUAGUUGGAGCGCUCUUUAUCUACAUACUUAGCAUUUCCAAAAUGUACAGGUUGGGGGAGAGGUCAGGAGGAGGAUGCGACACUGUUCAGGACCACUGGAAAUGUCAUGGCAGGUGAAAUGCUGCAUUUCAAUACACUGAACCAAAGCACAGCAGGUGUAUGGUUUCUCUUGUCAGACUGUUUGUCAAGUGCACAAAAAAAUUGGUAUAAGUAUUUUUCAGAUGGCAGCCUUCAUUGUGCAUGUGUGCUGCAGAGGCCUUUUUUCUUUUUUCUCUCAUUUCUGUUGACGCAUGAGACAAACUGUGUCAAGUUGGAGACAUCUUGUUGAGAUUUGUGUUGUCCUAAAAUAUUGAUGACUGUUCUUGACUUGGGAGACUGUGAUUUAUUUGGUGGUUUGUUAACAUUGUGAUGUUCAUAUUUGUCCCUGUGUUGAAAGUGUUAUUGAACUGUGUGAAUUUUGUGCUGCAACACUGACCAAGGUGGGCAGGAUAAUGGCAGUGACCUAAGUAAAAAAAAAGAAAGUUAAUGACAAACAAGAGUUGUUUUAUUGUGUUUUCGCCCCUCUGCUUGAAGAUAUUGCCAUGGCAAUAUGUGCAGAGGUCUGUCAUGUCAUCAUCUACCGUAUGUGCCAUAUAUUAUUUAAAGCAAGAAGAAGUUUUUUUAUGAAUCGCAAGGUUAUAGAACCUGAUGUUGGUUGAGUUGUCUGUAAAUUUUUUUUUAUUUAAUAGCAUCCACUUCUGAAAAUUCACCAUUCGGCACCCACUAGACUAUAGAUACUUAAGUAAUGUGAUUUUCCUGCCCUAACAGUCAAUUUCUAUUGACUGUCAGAUAUGGGACAUAUCGAACUUAUCUGUGAACCCCUGUGAGCUGACCAUGAAUGUUUGUUUGGUGCUCCCAGUACUUAUUGCAUAUUUGCUGUGAUGGUGCUGCUUUGGCCAGCCUAUCUUGCCAGAUGUGAUGCAUCACACUUGCCAAUAUGCUUUUUCAGCUUCCUGAAGCUGAUGCUGUAUGUUGACCUGCAUUAUAUAGCAGAUUCUACUUUUGUUGCUGAUUUCAAGCACGAGGAACAGAUUGGGGUACUGUAAUAUCUUGAUAAAGACUUGCACACUCCUAACCUUCACCACUCACAUUGGCACAGUGACCGUUAUAAGACAUACAAAAGUGUGUAUUGAUGAGGGCUUAGAAGUGGAAUUGUGAAACUGAAACCUGUAUCCCAAGGAAAGUGAAAAAUUAUGGUGGUUGAUAACAGCAAAGGCAUUUGUUCAGGUUGCGAUGCUAAAUGAAUAUUGCAGGAGGAAAAAAAAAAAAUCACAUGAAGUGUUGUGUAGGGCUGUGGAAACAAUGUAGAGGUAUGUGUUAGUCCUUUUUUGUCACAACAAAAAAAUGAAGUAAGACACUUCUAAUGGCAGAUAGCUUUCUCAACCUCUCUUGGUUGCAGUGAAGUACGAUACCCAUGCGCUGUGGCAACCAAUGCACAUAUGUAAAUUGGGCCACAGGACAGUAUAAUGUACCAAGCAUGGAUGCUGAAGCAUGGUAAAACUUGUGGUUUUUCAAGCCACCAUGGCUGCAUGGGGAGCAAUGGUCACUUUUUUCUUGUUCAAGUUUGCUUUGAUCUAUUUACAUUUGAGAAAAGGGCCAAGAAAAUUUCGAGAAAUAGUGUACAUUCUCUCGCAAGGAUGUGCACUGCCAAAUCCUGAUUUUCUUGAUAAUAAAGCCGCGUGUACGAAACUUGA